CGCGGGCGGCAGAAGCGGCGGCGGCGGCGGCGGCGGCGGUUGGGCCUCGAGCGCCGCGCGGCCCGGCUCUCGGGGGCGGGCGGCGGCGAAGAUGGAGGAGCUGGUGGUGGAAGUGCGGGGCUCCAACGGCGCCUUCUACAAGGCAUUUGUAAAGGAUGUUCAUGAAGAUUCUAUAACGGUUGCAUUUGAGAAUAAUUGGCAGCCAGAGAGGCAGAUUCCAUUCCAUGAUGUGAGAUUUCCUCCACCUGUUGGCUAUAAUAAAGAUAUCAACGAGAGUGACGAAGUCGAGGUUUAUUCCAGAGCAAAUGAAAAGGAACCUUGCUGUUGGUGGUUAGCUAAAGUGAGGAUGAUAAAGGGUGAGUUCUAUGUGAUAGAAUAUGCAGCCUGUGAUGCUACAUACAAUGAAAUCGUAACCAUUGAACGUUUACGAUCGGUUAAUCCCAACAAGCCUGCCACAAAAGAUACUUUCCACAAACUCAAACUGGAUGUACCAGAAGACUUAAGGCAAAUGUGUGCUAAAGAAUCUGCGCAUAAGGACUUCAAAAAGGCAGUUGGUGCCUUUUCUGUUACUUAUGAUCCAGAAAGUUUUCAACUUGUCAUCUUGUCCAUCAGUGAAAUUACCUCCAAGCGUGCACAUAUGCUGAUUGACAUGCACUUCCGGAGUUUACGCACGAAACUCUCUCUGAUUCUGAGGAAUGAAGAGGCCAGUAAACAGCUUGAGAGCUCAAGGCAGCUUGCCUCAAGGUUUCAUGAACAGUUUAUUGUGAGAGAAGAUCUGAUGGGUCUAGCGAUUGGUACUCAUGGUGCUAAUAUACAACAAGCUAGAAAAGUCGCGGGGGUGACUGCUAUUGAUCUAGAUGAAGAUACCUGCACAUUUCAUAUUUAUGGAGAGGACCAGGAUGCAGUGAAAAAAGCUAGAAGCUUUCUUGAAUUUGCUGAGGAUGUUAUACAGGUUCCUAGAAACUUAGUAGGCAAAGUAAUUGGAAAAAAUGGAAAACUAAUUCAGGAAAUCGUGGACAAGUCAGGAGUUGUGAGAGUAAGAAUUGAGGCUGAAAAUGAGAAAAAUGUUCCACAAGAAGAGGAAAUUAUGCCAGCAAACUCCCUACCUAGCACUAAUUCAAGGGUUGGACCACCCCCCUCAGAAGAGAAAAAACAUGCAGACACAAAGGAAAACAGUGCCCAUUUUUCUCAGGCUAACAGCACAAAAGUACAGAGGGUGUUAGUGGUUUCAUCAAUUGUAGCAGGGGAAUCCCAGAAACCUGAACUCAAGGCUUGGCAGGGCAUGGUACCAUUUGUUUUUGUGGGAACUAAGGACAGCAUCGCUAAUGCUACCGUUCUUUUAGAUUAUCACCUGAAUUAUUUAAAGGAAGUAGACCAAUUGCGUUUGGAGAGAUUACAAAUUGAUGAGCAGUUGCGCCAGAUUGGAGCUAGUUCUAGACCACCACCCAAUCGUACAGAUAAGGAAAAAGGCUAUGUCACUGAUGAUGGUCAAGGACUGGGUCGAGGUAGUAGACCUUACAGAAAUAGGGGGCACGGCAGACGCGGUCCCGGAUAUGCUUCAGGAACUAAUUCUGAAGCAUCAAAUGCUUCUGAAACAGAAUCUGACCACAGAGAUGAACUCAGUGAUUGGUCAUUAGCUCCAACAGAGGAAGAAAGGGAGAACUUCCUGCGCAGAGGCGAUGGCCGGAGACGUGGAGGAGGAGGAAGAGGCCAAGGCGGAGGAAGGGGCCGAGGAGGCGGCUUCAAAGGGAAUGAAGAUCACUCUCGCUCUGAUAAUCGUCCCCGAAACCUGAGAGAGGCGAAAGCACGGCCAGCAGAUGGAUCUCUUCAGAAUACCUCCAGUGAAGGUAGCCGGCUGCGCCCGGGGAAAGAUCGUAACCAGAAGAAGGAAAAGACAGACAGCGCGGAUGGGCAGCAACAGCUGGUGAACGGAGUGCCCUAAACUGCGCAGCUCGCCUGCAGACGUUCGAGUCCCUCUACCAUUUCCGGAAUUAUUCUUCCAUAUUAGAAAACUUUGUUAGGCCAAAGACAAAUAGUAGGCAAGAUGGCACAGGGCAUGAAAUGAACAAAAAUCCGUUAAGUAUUUUUCUUUUCUUUUUGGUAUUGGCCAUAGCAACAUGUUUCAGUUUGCACAAAUAAGAUACCUUUAAAUUUUGAAACAUAAAUCUUAGCCCUUCAAAGCAGUUUUGUUGAUUUUCUUAUCUAAAGUACUGAGCAGUAAUACUCAUUGUUAAUUUGGACUCCCCCCACCCGUGAUGCUUCCACAUUGCAUUUCAGUUUUUCUAAAUUGUGAUGAAGAGACUUCUGUUUUCAAUCUCACAGAAGUCUCCAUGAAGUACUAUGUCAUUUCAUGUCCUAUGUCACUUUAUGUUUUGGUCCACUUUUUCAGUAUUUUAGUGGACCCGGGGAUGUAUGUGAUGUGACAUUUGUCAUUUUCAUUAGCAAAAAAAUUAAUAAACAAGUUGUAUGAUCUGUGCCUUUUUUAUAUCUUGGCAGGUAGGAAUAUUAUAUUUGGAUGCAGAGUUCAGGGAAGAUAAGUUGGAAACACUAAAUGUUAAAGAUGUAGCAACCCCUGUUGAACAUUAGUACUUUAUAGAGAUAUGCAUGCUUUCCAUAUUUUUUUCCUUAACAUAAACAUCAGGUUAGGCAGUGUAAAGAAUAGGACUUGUUUUUGUUUUUUGUUUCGUUGCACUGAAAUUUGACAAAUAGUGUUACUGAGAAGGAUGUGUAAUUUUUCUGUAUAGACAGGAGAAGAAAUAACUUUCUUUUCAUUUGAGAGAGGCUAAAAUGCUUCAGCUAGGAACAAAUCAUCCUGGUUGAAAAGUAGUAGGAUGUGCCUGCUCUUUGGCCUGAUGACCAGUUUUAACUUAGUACCUUUAUUUUGUUCUCCCCAAAUUUUGUGAUGUUUUUCAUACUUUAAUUUCAAGUUGAUUUUGGGGAGAUAGGAAGGUCAUUUUCAUGUGUGCAUAAUAAUCCUGUGAAGUACAGGUGCUUUGUGUAAGAAACAUUGGAAACAUUUUAAAUGUUUUGUAAACUUUGAAAUACUAGGUCUAAUGUAUAAUCAGAAUUGGAAAGCAGACUAGGAUUGAUAAAUACUUUUUUUGUCUUUUUUUUUCAAUUUGUUUAGUUCUCUUUUUUUGGUUUGUUUAGUUCUUUUUUGUUUGUUUUUAUGUGGUUGUUUGCGUUUUUUUUAAUUUACCAAGGAAAAAUAUGUGAAGGAACUUCACUCUAAGAUGUUAUAUUUUUCUUAAAAAAUAACUCCUGAGGUACCACUGAAUCUGUACAGAGCCGUACACACCGAAGUUCUGCCUCUGAUGUAAUUUGUGAGUUUGUUUCUUUAUAGGUUUUUAUUUUACAGUUACCUUUCCUUGCAUACAAAUGAGCAUAUAAAACUGGCAGCAAACUGCACAUGAUUUCAAGAAUAUUAAAAAGUUUCUUAAAAAUAUUGCCAAACAUUAAUGUUGAUUUCUAGUUAUUUAUUCUGGGAAUGUAUAGUAUUUGAAACAGAAAUUGGUACCUUGCACAAAUCAUCUGUAAGCUGUUUGGUUUAAAAUACUGUAGAUAAUUAAUCAAGGUAGAAUGACCUUGUAAUGUAACUGCUCUUGGGCAAUAUUCUCUGUACAUAUUAGCGACAACAGAUUGGAUUUUAUGUUAACAUUUGUUUGGUUAUAGUGCAAUAUAUUUUGUAUGCAAGCAGUUUCAAUAAAGUUUGAUCUUCCUCUGCUAAAUUGAUGUUGAUGCAAUCCUUACAAAUGAUUGCCUUUAAAAUUUUAAGGUAGACGAAAUCUAUAGAAAGUGUUCUGUUACAAAAUGUAACUGUUACCAUUGGAAAGUACACUUGUAAUAGGAAGUUAGCUGAUAUGGACCAACUUUUGAAGACUUGAUUAUGUUUAAUAAGGUGAAAAACUACAAAAUGGUACAAAAGCACAUUGUACCAUUACAAUAUGCACUAAGUCUCUUUUUAUUUUUACAAAGGCUGAAUCCAGCAAGGCGCUAACUUGCUUAAAUGUGAAUUACUAACUUCUAAAACUGUAAUUUGAUUCACAUGUUUUCAAAUGGAGUUGGAGUUGAUUCAUAUUGCAAUAUUUGUGUACUAAACGUGUAUGUUUUUCAGUUCAAAGUCAUGUUUUUAAAAUCUUAUUAAAGUUUCAAAAAUCUGAA
Messenger RNA from Suncus etruscus (white-toothed pygmy shrew), 4161 nucleotides. RefSeq names its product fragile X messenger ribonucleoprotein 1 (gene FMR1). NCBI's taxonomy places the organism in Eukaryota, Metazoa, Chordata, Mammalia, Eulipotyphla, Soricidae. The record is from RefSeq and is a predicted model, not a curated record. Bases 92 to 1942 code for a protein of 616 amino acids. The transcript has 17 exons. Gene Ontology annotation, cellular component: dendritic filopodium; growth cone; axon. Gene Ontology annotation, biological process: anterograde axonal transport; regulation of translation at postsynapse, modulating synaptic transmission; regulation of filopodium assembly. Gene Ontology annotation, molecular function: mRNA 3'-UTR binding; translation regulator activity; protein homodimerization activity.